This is a messenger RNA of Oryzias melastigma (Indian medaka), 1784 nucleotides long. RefSeq names its product MPV17 mitochondrial inner membrane protein like 2 (gene mpv17l2). Gene Ontology annotation, cellular component: cytoplasm; membrane. The coding region runs from base 328 to 987 and encodes 219 amino acids. Gene Ontology annotation, biological process: mitochondrial ribosome assembly. The transcript has 8 exons. The record is from RefSeq and is a predicted model, not a curated record. NCBI's taxonomy places the organism in Eukaryota, Metazoa, Chordata, Actinopteri, Beloniformes, Adrianichthyidae.
CUCCAGAGCAGCAGGGGGCGCACUCUCACUUAACCGACUGUUCAACUCAUUGAAGCUAAACUGACGUUUCCGUCCUCAACGUGAUUGCACUGUAUUGCAUUCUGCCGGCUGUGUUCGCAGUUACAUUUUAACGUGAAUGAGAAGACUUAUUUUUGACUUUUGUUUUAGACCAAGAAAGGAAUUUUAAAGAGACCGGUUUUGGCGGGACACCUGCUCAGAGAUUCUGAAGACCAGCUGAAGAAGAAGACCCUCUUUUGACCUCUAUGAGUCUUGCAGCCUACGGCGUUUCUAAGAUGAUGCCAGAUUUUCGUCUGCUGACCAAUCACCAUGCUUCCUCGUGCGGGUAAAGAGUUUCUGGUCCGCAUCCGCUUCUCCUGGAGGCCGUUUUUCCAGGGCCGGUACCUGCUGCUCACUAACACCCUGAGUGGAGGAGUCAUGCUGUCGCUGGGAGAUAUUCUGCAGCAGACCCGGGAGAACCACAGGAAACCUGACAGAAUCAGAGACUGGUCAAGAACAGGACGCAUGUUUGUGGUGGGUUGCUCCUUGGGUCCGCUGCUGCACUACUGGUACCUUUGGCUGGACAGAGUGUAUGUGGGGAAGGCUUGGAAGACUUUGACCAAGAAGGUUCUGGUGGAUCAGAUGGUUGCAUCACCAACGAUGGGACUGUGGUAUUUUUUAGGUAUGGAUCUCUUGGAGGGUCACACUUUAUCCCAAGGAUGGGCGGAGUUUAAAGACAAGUUCUGGGAAUUUUACAAGGCGGACUGGUGCGUUUGGCCUGCAGCUCAGAUGAUCAACUUCUAUUUUCUGUCGCCCAAAUUUCGUGUGGUGUACAUCAAUUUCAUCACUUUAGGAUGGGACACGUAUCUCUCCUACCUCAAACACAGAGAUGAGUUAAAGGAUGCUGAAGGGACCGAGUCUGACAGAAGCUCAGCAGACUCACAGCAGGAGGAGCAUCACACGACCAAACCUCUGGAUGACGAAGCUUAGCUUUGACCUUUAUGCUGUUAUUAAUGUAAAGAUUUCCUCUUGGAAAAUGCCUUAAGACUGUUGACAGAACUAUUAGUUUAUCGGAGGAGCUGAGGAUCUUCCAGGUGGAAGUGUUGGAGCACUUUACCAUCAUCCAGGAGGAAUUUCAAUGUUUCCUAUUUAUUAUGUCUGAAAGACUUCAGGGACACAAAGCCGUUUCACUGCCCUCAGCUGCUCUCCUUUACAUUCUAAAAAGUUAUAAUGGUACUAAAGGAGGUCAACAAAAAAACAAGUUCUUCCUAAAACCUUCAAAUGAGUCAUUUUUGUGUAAUUUUUGGACACAAACAUGACGAGUUUUAUUGUGACGUAGGUUGUGUAAACUUUGCCUUAAAUGUAUCCUCAUGUUGGACUUAUUUUCAUGCCAAAUAUUCACCUCUUAAAUCAAUCAAAUGUGUUAUUCAGUGUUUCAGAAUGUAAAUGUUGUUGAUUCUUUGUUUAGUCGUGUCAAACAUGAUAAAUGUAAUAUUUACUCCUGUUUGGCUAAAAGCAGGAAAACCUUUUUUUCCUGUAAACUCUACAGUGAAACUGUAGUUUUGACCUAAUUUAUACUUCUAUAUCUAAUUUAUGACUGUUUCAGGGCACGACUUUAUUGUUACUUGAUCAUUUUUAGGGAUUUGAAAAGUUGAUUUAACUGCAGCAACAAGUGCAAAUGUGCGUAAAAAAAAGAAAUAACUACUGAGUAGAUCCAGAGUGCAUCUGCUGCAUCUUUGUAUGUAUAUAGAACUAGAGGGAAACAUUAAAGGCUUCUUUUAAAGUCA